CUUUUGCCUAUGAUUACAAUAACAUUAAUUUAUUACAAUAUCAUAGAAGUGUAAAGUAUUAUCAAAAGUUAUGAAUACUUCGAAUAAAAGAAAUGAGAUAAUGGAAAGCAAUGUCGCAGCAAAAAGAGUUAAAACCGAAUGUUCUUACGGAGAAAGAUGCUACAGACUAAACCCGGCACAUUUUCGAGAAUUCAGUCAUCCACACUUGGAAUCUAUACUCAAUAAUUACAGCGGAGAAGGUGAUUAUCCAAUACCUUCAACAAUGCAAGCACAACAAAUGUUGAUAUUAGAUCAACUUAAAAUAAUAAAAGAAAAGGGACUUUAUACUGCAGCUAGUAAUUUUAUACGAGAAAGUACAACUGCACUAACUAAAGAAAAGGAUACAAACAGAGAUAUACAACAAUGUAGCCAUAGUAAUGAAAAUAUGUUAAGUGUUGCCAGUGAUCAAAGUAAAUUAAAUAGAAAUAAAGAAAAAGUCAUAGAAAAAGAAACAAUAGAAAGACGAGAGAAAAAUAAAUCACCAGUAAAUCAAUCAACAAUGAAAGGUGAUUAUAAACCUAUAAUAGAGCCAACUCGACGACCUGAACAAUUUUUGAAAGUGGUGUUACCACCUGGUGGCAUGGCAGCGAAACACGCUGCUAGUGCACCUUAUCAUAUCUUUUAUACAACAAUAACUGAUGCUAGAGAGACGCACAGACAGACUAAUUCUAUUACAUUCCUAGAAAUAUUGGAUCGAAGUUUGGGUGAAUUGAAAUGUUCUUUACAAAUCAAUUUCAUGGUAGAACCUGGAUGGUUAUUGGCUCAGUAUUACUUUGCUGGAUAUAGUGGUAAAAAGUUAACAAUACUCUAUGGCGAUGACUGCGCCGAUAUGAAGUCACUUAGCAAGAAAAAGCCCAACGUAGACGCACACUAUGUGUCUAUGGCCACUCCGUUCGGAAAGCAUCACACGAAAAUGAUGCUAUUGUGUUAUGAAGACGGGUCUUUAAGAGUAAUUGUGUCUACUGCCAAUUUGUAUAUUGAUGACUGGGAAAACAGGACUCAGGGUCUAUGGUUCAGUCCACAAUGUCCUCCACUCCCAGCGGAGUCUAUGCCUCACGAUGGGGAGUCCCCUACCCUGUUCAAGCGGUCUUUACUACGAUAUCUACAUCACUAUCAGAUGCCACAGCUCAGUUAUUACGUGGAUUGGGUGAAGAGAUGUGAUUUCAGUCAUAUUAACGUGUUCUUAGUAGCCUCAGUUCCCGGUUCCCACUUCGAUACAGAAUGGGGAAUUAGUCGUAUUGGAGCAUUACUCCGACAACAUUGCUUUGUACCUCCUGGAGAGAACACAAAAUGGCCACUUUUAGCUCAAGCUAGCAGUCUGGGGUCAUACGGGAAAGAACCAAAGUUAUGGCUGACAGGAGAUUUUCUGCACAACUUCACAAAGAUCAAAGACCAGCCUCAAAUGAUGAGUACGCCUGCGGAACUCAAGCUGAUAUAUCCUUCGUUAGAGAACGUAAAGCAGUCCCAUGACGACUUACUGGGAGGCGGUUGUCUGCCAUACGCCGCAGAAGUUCACACAAAGCAGCCCUGGCUAAAUAAUUACUUGUAUCAAUGGCAAGCGAAAUCAACUUAUCGUAAUAAAGCAAUGCCACACAUAAAAUCCUACACUCGUGUGUCUCCUGACAACAAAAUGGCGGCUUACUUUCUACUGACGUCAGCAAACGUCAGUAAAGCCGCGUGGGGUACGUUGAAUAAAGGCAAUCGAGCUUUGAGGAUCAUGAGCUAUGAAGCAGGUGUUUUAUUCCUGCCGAAAUUUAUUAUAAAUCAAGAUCUAUUCCCAUUAGACAGGAACGCUGCAAACAGACUAAUUCUACCGUACGAUGUUCCCCCAGUCAAAUACACAAGUGACAUGUCGCCCUGGGUCUCUGAUUACUUGACAUAACAAUUAUUAAAUGA
This is a messenger RNA of Papilio machaon (common yellow swallowtail), 1935 nucleotides long. RefSeq names its product probable tyrosyl-DNA phosphodiesterase (gene gkt). Gene Ontology annotation, molecular function: 3'-tyrosyl-DNA phosphodiesterase activity; single-stranded DNA binding; double-stranded DNA binding. The transcript has 14 exons. Gene Ontology annotation, biological process: double-strand break repair; single strand break repair. Lineage: Eukaryota; Metazoa; Arthropoda; Insecta; Lepidoptera; Papilionidae. The record is from RefSeq and is a predicted model, not a curated record. Gene Ontology annotation, cellular component: nucleus. The coding region runs from base 71 to 1921 and encodes 616 amino acids.